AUGGAGGUGACCGCGGACCAGCCGCGCUGGGUCAGCCACCACCACCCCGCGGUGCUCAACGGGCAGCACCCGGACUCGCACCACCCGGGCCUCGGCCACUCGUACAUGGACCCGGCGCAGUAUCCGCUGACGGAAGAGGUGGACGUCCUUUUUAACAUCGAUGGCCAAGGCAACCACGUCCCGUCCUACUACGGAAACUCGGUCAGGGCUACCGUGCAGAUCUCCUCUUUCCCCGCCAUCGCUGGCGUCGCAGGAAGCCAGGUAUGCCGCCCGCCUCUGCUGCACGGAUCCCUGCCUUGGCUGGAUGGCGGCAAAGCCCUGAGCAGCCACCAUACCGCUUCGCCCUGGAACCUCAGCCCCUUCUCCAAGACGUCCAUCCACCACGGCUCUCCAGGGCCGCUGUCUGUCUACCCUCCGGCUUCAUCCUCUUCUCUGGCCGCGGGCCACUCCAGUCCGCAUCUCUUCACCUUCCCGCCCACCCCUCCUAAGGACGUCUCCCCAGACCCGUCGCUGUCCACCCCGGGAUCGGCCGGAUCGGCCAGGCAAGAUGAGAAAGAGUGCCUCAAGUAUCAGGUGCCGCUUCCUGAUAGCAUGAAGUUGGAGGCGUCCCACUCCCGAGGCAGCAUGACCACCCUGGGAGGGGCCUCGUCCUCAGCCCACCACCCCAUUACUACCUAUCCGCCCUACGUGCCCGAGUACAGCUCCGGACUCUUCCCACCCAGCAGCCUGCUGGGAGGAUCCCCUACCGGGUUCGGAUGUAAAUCGAGGCCCAAGGCGCGAUCCAGUACAGAAGGCAGGGAGUGUGUGAACUGCGGGGCCACCUCCACCCCACUGUGGCGGCGAGACGGUACUGGGCACUAUCUCUGCAACGCCUGUGGACUCUACCAUAAAAUGAAUGGACAGAACCGGCCCCUUAUCAAGCCCAAGCGAAGGCUGUCGGCAGCGAGGAGAGCAGGGACAUCCUGUGCGAACUGUCAGACCACCACCACCACCCUCUGGAGGAGGAACGCUAAUGGAGACCCUGUCUGCAAUGCCUGUGGACUCUACUACAAGCUGCACAAUAUUAACAGACCCCUGACUAUGAAGAAGGAAGGCAUCCAGACCCGAAACCGGAAGAUGUCUAGCAAAUCCAAAAAGUGCAAAAAGGUGCAUGACGCGCUGGAGGACUUCCCCAAGAGCAGCUCCUUCAACCCAGCCGCCCUCUCCAGACAUAUGUCUUCCCUGAGUCACAUCGCCCCGUUCAGCCACUCCAGCCACAUGCUGACCACGCCGACGCCCAUGCACCCGCCCUCCGGCCUCUCCUUUGGACCUCACCAUCCUUCCAGCAUGGUCACCGCCAUGGGGUAGAGAGCCCUGCUCCACAAGUUCAACGAGUCUCCGAGUCUGCAAAGAGUCCCUCUGACCCCUUCCACUUGCGUUUUUGCAGGAGCAGUAUCAUGAAGCCCGAAAGCGACAGAUCUGUGU
Messenger RNA from Psammomys obesus (fat sand rat), 1464 nucleotides. It is a transcript of the gene Gata3, whose product is annotated as GATA binding protein 3. Gene Ontology annotation, cellular component: nucleus. The record is from RefSeq and is a predicted model, not a curated record. Lineage: Eukaryota; Metazoa; Chordata; Mammalia; Rodentia; Muridae. Gene Ontology annotation, molecular function: zinc ion binding; RNA polymerase II cis-regulatory region sequence-specific DNA binding; DNA-binding transcription factor activity, RNA polymerase II-specific. The transcript has 5 exons. Gene Ontology annotation, biological process: immune system development; negative regulation of transcription by RNA polymerase II; positive regulation of transcription by RNA polymerase II. The coding region runs from base 1 to 1347 and encodes 448 amino acids.